This is a messenger RNA of Seminavis robusta, 351 nucleotides long. The record is from the annotation of a GenBank genome assembly. Lineage: Eukaryota; Bacillariophyta; Bacillariophyceae; Naviculales; Naviculaceae.
AUGGAGCCACUGGCUCACCUCGCAGCAUGCUUGUCCUCCAAGGAGAGUCGCAUUGAAUGCCUCACCAUCGAAGGGACUGGUGGCCUUGGCUCGGAGGAUGAAAUUCAGCUAGUGUCUGCCCUCAAGGCAAAGACGAUACUGCGGCAGCUGGACAUGCAAGAUUUGAAAGAAUGUGGAGCCUUGAUGAUUGGAGUCUUGGUCAGCAACCGUGACUUGAGUGUGCUGCGAAUUCGAGCUUCCUGUCUUCUAUCCAUGAUGGAUGAUCUCCUCGAUACCAACGUAAGCAACAGCGACUAUGCGCAAUCGUUGAAGGAGUUGAGUGUUAUGGAGGACGGAGCAGUUGACGAUUGA